UCUCUCAAGUUCCACGCAGCCGGAGUCGAUGCUGAUUUCAUGAGCAUUUGAAUUUGUGUGCUUUCCUUGUGUAAUUGUACCCGCAAUUCCUGAAAGAGAGACAAAACAUCAUGAGUUUAUUGAAUUCAACUUUCUCAUCUCCUACUCCGGAGACCUAUUGGGGUCAUUUUGAAGACAUCUCCGGUUACAAUGCCCACCUCAACGUUCUUGAGCGCCUUUGGGCAGCUUGGUACGCCUGGAUGCAGAAUGAUGUUCUUGCGACCGGUAUUAUGUCGUUUGCUAUGCAUGAACUGGUUUAUUUCGGACGCUCCCUGCCGUGGAUCUUCAUAGAUAGCCUGGGCUUGUUUAAAAAUUAUAAAAUCCAGAGUAACAAAAUACCUUCUUUGCGAGAGCAGUGGGAUUGCGCCAAGUACGUUCUCCUGAGCCACUUUACCGUUGAGUUGCCACAGAUCUGGCUAUUUCACCCCAUGGCUCAGUUCUUCGGCCUUUCGACUUCCGUUCCUUUCCCUUCCAUGUGGACCAUGGCUUACCAGAUCGCAAUUUUCUUCGUUUUGGAAGACACGUGGCAUUACUUUUCGCAUCGUGCCCUCCAUUGGGGCCCUCUCUAUAAGGGGAUACAUAAAAUUCACCACCAGUAUUCCGCCCCAUUUGGCAUGGCAGCUGAAUAUGCGUCACCUAUUGAAGUCAUGAUCCUUGGCUUUGGUACCGUUGGGUGUCCAAUUCUUUGGUGUGCCAUGACUGGGGACCUACAUAUCUUCACCAUGUACGUCUGGAUUGUGUUGCGACUAUUCCAAGCUAUCGACGCGCACAGUGGCUACGAGUUUCCCUGGAGUCUUCAUCACUUCCUUCCAUUCUGGGCCGGCGCUGAUCAUCACGACCUUCACCAUGAAAAAUUUGUCGGCAACUAUUCAAGCAGCUUCAGGUGGUGGGAUUUCCUCCUCGACACUGAAUACACCCCAGAGGCGAUCAAGCGCAGGAGGCAGCACAAAGUUAGCAGUGGUUCUAAGAAGGCACAAUGAUCUGGAAGAAGACCUUGGCUGGUUUUUACUUCGCUAACGGCUCCUGGUUUGAGGAUGGCGUCGACGCCGACAUGAAUAAUAUAGUAAUGGUCCAUGUUUUUUUUGCCCACAUUCCUGUCCCCAUUUUAUAGAGGCGGGCAGCCUUUUUUUUUUCC
This is a messenger RNA of Aspergillus ochraceoroseus IBT 24754, 1174 nucleotides long. Its product is annotated as sterol desaturase family protein. Bases 111 to 1019 code for a protein of 302 amino acids. The record is from RefSeq and is a predicted model, not a curated record. Gene Ontology annotation, biological process: ergosterol biosynthetic process. Lineage: Eukaryota; Fungi; Ascomycota; Eurotiomycetes; Eurotiales; Aspergillaceae. Gene Ontology annotation, molecular function: C-4 methylsterol oxidase activity; iron ion binding. The transcript is spliced from 4 exons.